AAGUCCCUCCCAAAUGAGAAUAAAAACUGCCGGGCCAUUCUUCACAAACUCAAUCGAAGUUUCAACAUGAAGCUGACAGCCUUUGCUUUGCUGACGUUCAGCAUCUUUCUAACAGUAAAGAGUCAGUAUGUUCCAAAGACCUGCCAGUGUCCAAAGGUACUAAAAAGAGUUCAAGUCCCAUUUUCUGAUUUCACCGUGAGCCCAAAAGGACCUAACUGCUUCAAAGAUGAGAUCAUAGUCACACUACAGAAGAACAAAAGUCUUGUGUGCCUCAGUCCAGAUGGAAAACAGGGCAAGAGACUGAUGACGUGUUGGCAAAAGAAUGGCAAAAACAGCACAAGAUGUUUACGCCGACAAAAACGGAGACAAAAUAAGAGAAGGCAAGCCAAGUCCAAGAAAGGCAUCUCUUAAAUGAAAUAGUAAGCACAUGGAGUUUAUGAGAAGAUCCCCAGAAGAUAAUAAUCUUCAAAGCCAGUGCAAUAUGUUAUGGGAUUUCUGUACUUUCACAUGCACAGAACAAUUCCUUAGAAAAAGAAAGGCUCUAUUCAGAGAAGUGCACAAGCGUAUGGAGGGCAAAGAAACAGUAACUAAUGAAGACAUGUUGUAACAGGGACGGCAAUGAGCGAAGACUUUGUAAAGUGAUUAUUUGAGCCCUAAUAUGUCAGCAGAGCUAACACACUGGGCCAGUUUUAUAAACACGUAUUUGUGUGUAUUUAAAAUUCAUCUCUUCAGUUAUAAAAUGAAGAAAAUUGUUUCUACUGUAUUUGCUAUUAACAUGCGUGUUUAUAAUAAUUAUUUGCACAUGUACAUAAUGUAAACAUAAUGUAAUAUAAAAUAACCAACAAAAUAAAAUCUUUCAAGUGUUUCUGUACUUUGUUUUCUGAUGUUUACAAAAAUAAUCCCUAAUAAAUUCCCUUUUCAACUGCAUAUCAAAAUUUGAGACUGAUAAG
Molecule: messenger RNA, 950 nt
Organism: Triplophysa rosa
Lineage: Eukaryota; Metazoa; Chordata; Actinopteri; Cypriniformes; Nemacheilidae
Gene: cxcl-c13b
Exons: 4
Coding region: 67-411 (114 amino acids)
Biological process (GO): immune response
Cellular component (GO): extracellular region
Molecular function (GO): chemokine activity
Source: RefSeq, a predicted model, not a curated record